Zootermopsis nevadensis is the source of this 2344-nucleotide messenger RNA. It is a transcript of the gene Trs31, whose product is annotated as trafficking protein particle complex subunit 31. Lineage: Eukaryota; Metazoa; Arthropoda; Insecta; Blattodea; Termopsidae. Gene Ontology annotation, cellular component: TRAPPII protein complex; TRAPPIII protein complex; TRAPPI protein complex. The record is from RefSeq and is a predicted model, not a curated record. Gene Ontology annotation, biological process: endoplasmic reticulum to Golgi vesicle-mediated transport.
GUUGGUAUUAGGUGUAUAACCUAUGGAAACUAUCAACACCAUUUACUUUGGAUUGAUUCCAGGCGAUAGGAAUUGUCGUGGAAGUUAUUUAGCUGUUUUAUGAAUAUUAGAAGUGAUAAAUACAUAUUUAUUUGGAAUUAUCUAUUCGUGUUCAUAUCAACGCAAUGAGUAUAACGAUAUCAUCAAUUCGUCUCAGGACGAGUAUAUUAGAUAAGUCGUUGAGCAGGGGCAGGGGUGAGGUUAGCCUUAGUUGUUUUGCUUUGUUGUUUUCUGAGCUUGUGCAGUACUGUCAGAAUCGCGUAUAUACUGUUCAGGAACUACAAAACAAACUUGCUGAUAUGGGACGGGAAGUGGGUGUGAAGGUAAUUGAUCUUCUUUUUGUUCGAGAGCGGAACUGCAAACGGGAGAUAAAGUUGUUAAACAUGCUCCUUUUCAUCAAAUCAACGCUGUGGAAGUCCCUAUUUGGAAGGGAAGCUGACAAGUUGGAACAUGCCAAUGAUGAAGAAAGAACAUAUUACAUUAUUGAGAAAGACCCUCUAGUGAACAAAUUCAUUUCCAUACCCAAGGAUAAAGGAAGUUUGAAUUGCUCUGUAUUCACAGCCGGUAUAAUUGAAGGUGUCCUUAAUGGAUGUGGAUUUCCUGCGAAGGUAACUGCUCACUGGCAUAAAGGAACUACAUAUAUGGUUAAAUUUGAAGAUUCUGUGAUUACCAGAGAUAAACAACUAGAAGAUAGAUAAUCAACAAGUUUGAAGAAACAAAUGUCUGUUAGAGAUCAUGUUAUAUGCCAAUUUACAUACCAAUAGAAAACAGUUUUGGAGAGGGGGAAAGAAUUCGUUGAUGGUAAAAGUAUGAGGCCUAAAAUGAACUCACUUUUUACUGUGGUGCAUGAUGUAUUAUUAAAUUCAGCCAUAAAUCCUUCCCAUUACUGUGUGGUAUUUUUAUUGAACACUAACAGCUCGCUGAGAUAUCUAGUUAAAUGGGAUAGAAGGUAUAAAUUCUGCUUUGCAGUAUUUCCAAGCUAUUGCACUAUUUAAAUCAGAACCACAGUCUUCCUUUUGAUUCAUUAUCCUUCCACAUUUUGAUUAAUACUACAUAAUCUCAGCUUUGUAAAAUGACUAAACAAAAUGAUCCAAGUUUGUUUUUAGAAUAAGUCUAAGGGUAUGACCAGACCUGGAUAUUUUGUUAUGAUACACUGUAUCGAUUCUGUUGCAAGACAUUUAUUCCUGUGUCUGAGACAUUUUGCACUUGUAUAUUGUUUUAAAAUGGUCUAGAGAUAGGAUUUGAAUGUCUCAUAUUUCCCAUUCUGGAUGGGAAACAACUCUAUUGGAACAGAAAUAUUUUCAAACUUGAAACUGAUGGACAGUAAAUGAAUAAGUUUUGAUGAAUUCAUUAAUUCUCUUCUUUAAGCGUGUUCAAAUUGAAAAGCUGCAAAAAUGUGUCUGUUCACGUUUCUACGUCUGUCUGUAUGUAACAUCUUGAGAAUUGCUGAACAGAUUUUCAUGAAGUUUUGAUAUUGGGUAGUUUUAUGAAAAUUUGUCAACAUAUUCCUGUUUUGGUUGGACAAUAACAACAGGCACUUCAUAUGAAAACCUCAUGCUUUUUUGGGUAGAGAAUAUCCACUUGUGGAUACCUUGGAAUCCUGUCAGCUGCAGUCAAGGGGCAGAAUCCUUCAUGAUGACUUUGUCACCAAGAUCCCACACACACACAAACAUCACUGGCAUUAUUCGCAAAGGUCAAAUUCUGGGGAACUAGCCAGAAUUAUUAUGCUAUGCAUUCGUUUCUUUUCAUUACUAUUAACUGUGAAUUAACUUAUUUUUAUUAGAAUAAGCUAUGUUAAUUGGUUCAUUGGAAGCAGGUGGUCUGAUAAUUAUAAUUGGACAACUGAAUGACUUUAAAGUCUUGACUGUGUACUUCAGGAAUUUUCAACUUUUCCAGACCAAGGGCCAAAUUCACACUUGCUCAGUAUCAACUUGUAGCUCAGGAGGUUAUAAAUGAGGACAGUUUGUUGAAAUUCAUGAUAAUUUAUGAAAAUGCUAUAUAAUGUAAAAGGUUGACAUAUCACUCAGUUUUCCUUCCAUUCAAAUGUUCAUUAGGAAGUUCUCGAUUUGACAUUCUGCAUUCAGCUGAACAGUUGCUCACACCAUUAGUUAUUGCUAAAUACUGACGACAUGAACAAAAUAUGAAUUGAGAACCCCUAGUAUACAUUAACUAAUGAAUAUGUCACACUGGCCAGAUAUCUCAAUGUAACUGAUACCUUAUUUUUGGAAUUUUGUAGUUUGAUGUUUUAUGAGCUACUGACAGAAUUGUUAACUAAAUUACAAAUAAGUAUUCUACAGAUACUGAA